CAUCGCCCCGGGCCGCCCCCGGGGAAACGGGGAACGGGGCCGCCCUCGGGGAAAGAACGGGGCCGCCCCCGGGGAAAGGACGGGGCCGCCCCCGGGGAAACGGAGCCGCCCCCGGGGAAAGGACGGGGAACGGAGCCGCCCCCGGGGAAACGGAGCCGCCCCCGGGGAAAGGACGGGGAAACGGAGCCGCCUCCCCGGGGAAACGGAGCCGCCCCCGGGGAAACGGGGAACGGAGCCGCCCCCGGGGAAAAACGGGGCAGCCCCCGGGAAGGGACGGGGAAACGGAGCCGCUCCCCCGGGGAAGAACGGAGCCGCUCCCGGGGAAAACGGGGCAGCCCUCCCGGGGAAAGGACGGGGAACGGGGCCGCCCCCCCGGGGAAAAGCGGGGCCGCCCCCCGGGAAGGGACCGGGAACGGAGCCGCUCCCCCGGGGAAACGGAGCCGCCCCCGGGGAAAACGGGGCAGCCCCCCCGGGGAAAACGGGGCAGCUCCCCCCGGGGAAAACGGGGCAGCCCCCCCCGGGGAAAGGACGGGGAACGGAGCCGCCCCCGGGGAAAGGACGGGGCCGCCCCCGGGGAAAAACGGGGCCGCCCCCCCCGGGAAAGAACGGGGAACGGAGCCGCCCCCCCGGGGAAACGGAGCCGCCCCCGGGGAAAGAACGGGGCCGCCCCCGGGAAGGGACCGGGAACGGGGCCGCCCCCGGGGAAAGAACGAAGCCGCUCCUCCGGGGAAAGAACGGGGCCGCCCCCCCGGGGAAAGGACGGGGCCGCCCUCGGGGAAAGAACGAAGCCGCUCCUCCGGGAAAGAACGGGGGAACGGGGCCGCCCCCGGGGAAAGGACGGGGCCGCCCUCGGGGAAGGGACCGGGAACGGAGCCGCUCCUCCGGGAAGGGACGGGGCCGCUCACCCGGGAAGGAACGGGGGAACGGAGCCGCCCCCGGGAAAGAACGGAGCCGCUCCCCGGGAAGGGACCCGGGAACGGAGCCGCCCCCCCGGGGAAACGGAGCCGGUCCUCCGGGAAAGAACGGAGCCGCUCACCCGGGAAGGGACGGGGGAACGGAGCCGCCCCCCCGGGGAAACGGACCUGCCCCCUGGGAAAGAACGGAGCCGCUCACCCGGGGAAGGAACCGGGAACGGAGCCGAGUCCCCGGGGAAGAACGGAGCCGCUCCCCGGGGAAAGCGGGGCCGCCCCCGGGAAGGGACCGGGAACGGGGCCGCCCCCGGGAAGGGACCGGGAACGGGGCCGCCCCGGGGAAACGGACCUGCCCCCUGGGAAAGAACGGGGGAACGGAGCCGCCCCCCCGGGGAAGAACGGAGCCGCCCCCGGGGAAAGGACCCGGGAACGGAGCCGCCCCCCGGGAAAGAACGGAGCCGCUCCCCGGGAAGGGUCGGGGGAACGGGGCCGCCCCCCCGGGGAAACGGAGCCGCUCCCCGGGAAGGGACGGAGCCGCUCCCCGGGAAGGGACGGAGCCGCUCCCCGGGAAGGGACGGAGCCGCUCCCCGGGAAGGGACGGAGCCGGCCCGGUGCGAGCGGCGGGGGUGGCCGAGGGAAGCGGCCACCGGCAGCGGGCCGGGAGCAACGGGCACGGGGCGAAGGGCAACGGGCACCGGGCCAGGGACAACGGGCGAGGACAACGGGCACGGGGCGAGCGGCAACGGGCACCGGGCAAAGG
Lonchura striata (white-rumped munia) is the source of this 1671-nucleotide messenger RNA. The record is from RefSeq and is a predicted model, not a curated record. NCBI's taxonomy places the organism in Eukaryota, Metazoa, Chordata, Aves, Passeriformes, Estrildidae.